Molecule: messenger RNA, 429 nt
Organism: Babjeviella inositovora NRRL Y-12698
Lineage: Eukaryota; Fungi; Ascomycota; Pichiomycetes; Serinales
Gene: RPS14B
Product: 40S ribosomal protein uS11
Exons: 2
Coding region: 1-429 (142 amino acids)
Biological process (GO): maturation of SSU-rRNA from tricistronic rRNA transcript (SSU-rRNA, 5.8S rRNA, LSU-rRNA); ribosomal small subunit assembly; translation
Cellular component (GO): ribosome; cytosolic small ribosomal subunit
Molecular function (GO): mRNA 5'-UTR binding; structural constituent of ribosome; small ribosomal subunit rRNA binding
Source: RefSeq, a predicted model, not a curated record
AUGGCUACUGAAAACGUUACUCUUGGUCCACAGUCCCAAAGCGGUCAGCAAGUCUUUGGUGUCGCUCGUAUCUUUGCUUCUUUCAACGAUACUUUCGUCCACAUCACCGAUUUGUCCGGUAAGGAAACCAUUGCCCGUAUUACCGGUGGUAUGAAGGUCAAGGCCGACAGAGAUGAAUCCUCUCCAUACGCCGCCAUGUUGGCCGCCCAGGAUGCCGCUGCUAAGUGUAAGGAAGUCGGUAUUACCGCCGUCCACGUCAAGAUUAGAGCUACCGGUGGUACCAAGACCAAGACCCCAGGUCCAGGUGGUCAGUCCGCUUUGAGAGCCUUGGCUAGAUCCGGUUUGAGAAUUGGGAGAAUCGAAGAUGUCACCCCAAUCCCAUCGGACUCUACCAGAAAGAAGGGUGGUCGUCGUGGUAGAAGAUUGUAA